AUGGCAAACAAAAGGAAGAUGCAAAUCGCGCUAGACCACGCGAAGAAGCGAGUUCAAACCCCUCAUGCUCACACGCAACUGUCGGCUGUUCAUAAAAUCGACAACAGCGUUGAUCGCCUCACUAAUGUGUUAUCCCUGAUCUCAACUAAGUGUCACAUGCGCGACGAAUAUUUGGGCGAGCUCCAAAAAGUUGCUGCUAAGCGAUGCCGACACGGAGGCGUGCCUGUGGCCCUUCAAUGGGCGAGCUGGAUGGGUGUAAAGCACAUAUUUGACGCCUCAAUUGUUGCUAUUGAUAACAUCGGCGCAGACUCCAAUCUUGUCGUCGAUAGAAUAUCCGUGACGAAAGACCUCUGGACAAUCGCAGUGUCAACAAGUCAUCGGCGCCGGCACACUUACCUCCUCGACUUAGAAAUGACCCUUGAUUUGUACACAACACUGCCCGUAUAUCAUGGGUUAAUACAUACAUGUAUUUCUCGUAGCCAUCUCGACUUAGUCAGGAUAUUUCUGGAAAAAGCCUCGGCUGUCAUUAGUCUGCGAGCUGUAGUGAAGAGCGAUAGUGAGAAUCUGGUCAAACUUCUGUUAGAUCUUGGUGAGCAUGAGGCACAAUGGGGGAACAGGGGAUUCUUUCUUACGGCCAAGGGUAUGCGACAACUCCUUGAACAGUCAUAA
Messenger RNA from Truncatella angustata, 669 nucleotides. RefSeq lists its product as uncharacterized. The transcript is spliced from 3 exons. NCBI's taxonomy places the organism in Eukaryota, Fungi, Ascomycota, Sordariomycetes, Amphisphaeriales, Sporocadaceae. The record is from RefSeq and is a predicted model, not a curated record. The coding region runs from base 1 to 669 and encodes 222 amino acids.